GUGAGAGGGCCGCGUUUCAUCCCGUGGGUGGAGGGGCAACGCGGCCCCCGCGCCCACCGGCGCCCUGCGUGGAGGGGGGGAGAGGACUCGGUGCAGUAACAUGGCUGCCAGGGCCCAUCCUCCUCCCCAGGCAUCUGCGGGGGGAGGGGAACAUCACGGGCCUUUCCCCCCCCACCCCAGAGCCUGUGCUCUAUGGUUCCCUGUGGGGGCAGAGCGGCUGAUUGACGUCCCGUCAUGCCUCUGGUGCCACAGAGGACGACCAAUGGCGGGAGGGCAUAAAGGAAACGCGUUAGAGCGGGGGCUGGCCUGUUGCUUCUUGCGCUGGUGCAUUGUGGGGUAGUGGAGGACCUGCGUUGCGGAUGGACGGGGAGUCGAGCCGUGGGGCUGUCAUGGCGACUAACAUCGAGCAGAUCUUUCGGUCCUUUGUGGUCAGCAAGUUCCGGGAGAUCCAGGAGGAGCAGGAACAGCAGCAGCAGCUGGGCGGUGGAAAGGUAGAAGGCCAGCAGAAUGGUGAAACAAUCCCAGCUGAGCAAGCAAACACUUCAGAUGACACAGUUACGGGUGCUGGGAGUCUUCAGAAUGAUCAGAUAGUUCAGAAAAUAGAGGAAGUACUGUCUGGGGCCCUUGAUACAGAGCUACAGUGUAAAUCAGGUGUGGAGGAAGAUUCAGUGAAAAAUAGCUCUCCAUCUACAAAAAGAGGCCCUACUGAUGAAGUAGAAGAUGAAAUUCCAAGAAAAAAGUCAAAAAAGAACAAGAAACACAAAAGCAAGAAGAAGAAGAAGAAAAAGAAGAAGAAAAGGAAGAAAGAAAAAAAACACAAAAAGCAGCCAAAGGAAUCAAAAUCAAGUGCACAGUAUGGAGAGCAUGCAGAUUUACAACCUGUUUCUCACUCAAAAACAGAAAAAUUGGGCUCAAAGUUGAUCACACAGCAUGGAGGACAUGCAGAUUCAGAUCUUGCUGGUCAAAUGCAGCCAGGAGAAUUGGGCACAAAAUUGAGUGCAGAGUACAUGGGGCAUUCAAUUAAAAGACUCUCACCUCAUUUGCUAUCAGAUUCUGAAUCAUCUGUGGAAAAACUUGGGAGUGAAAAAACAAACUUGGUCUUGACUGAUACACACAGUACAUUCAGUUCAGAAACCAGCAAAUUGGAUACCCAGGAAGAAAAUACUAGUACAAUGAAAAUUCAAGAGCAAGCUAAAGUAAAAUUAUUGGUGAAUAAGACUCAUGAAAGUAUAUAUCAUAUAGCUAUUAAUAUGAAUGCAAAGGGUGGACCUUUACCAGUUAAAGACACUGAAAAUGGUACUGUGUCUACCAGCAGUACUGGAGUUGCUGGUAAAUCUGAAAUUGAAAAGGAUUUGGGGGCUAUUCCAGCCUCUGAGAUAACAGAAGAACUAAAAGAUUCAGAAGCUACUUCAGAAGCUACUCUGAAAUCGGUGGGCAUGGUGGAAGUGAAAGACUUAGAAACAACCUUAGAAUCUGAGGCCAUGGCAAAGAUUAAAUUUUCAGAAGCAAUUUUAAAAUCUCUGACUAUGGUGAAUUCAGAGGGUUUGGAGGCCCCUCUAGAAUCUGUGGCUGGGACAAAUGAUUUGGUAGAAACUCCAACAUCUGUAGUUGUAAUGGAGAUGAAAGCUUUGGAAGAAACCACAGAAUCUGUUGUCAUGACAGAUAUGAAAGGUUUGGAAGCACCUCUAGGAACUAUGGGUGUGGCAGAGGCAAAAAGUUUGAAAGGCAGUCUUGAAUUUGUGACUGUGCCAGAUGAUUUGGUAGCAACUUCAAAAACUGUGGCCAAGGCAGAGGUGAAUGGUUUGGAAGCAACUUCAAAAUCUGCAUCUGUGGUGGAGGUGAAAGGUUCAGGAGUCGUCCUAGAACCUGUGGCCACGCAGGAGGUGAAAGAUUUAGGAAGAACCCUAGAAUAUAUAGCCCCGGGAAAAGAUUCAGAAACAACACUAGAAGCUGUUAUGAAUGCAAAAGAUUUGGAAGCAGCUCUAAAACCUGUGAUGGAGAUGAAAGAUUUGGAAGUAACUCCAGAAUCUGUACACAUGGAGGAGGUGAAAGGUGCAGAAAGAACCCCAGAAUCUCUGGCUAUGGCAAUAGAUUUGGAAGGAACCCUCAGACCUGCUCCUGUGGCGGAGGCAAAAGAUUCAGAUGCAGCAUCACUGUCUCUGCAAAUAGAAGAUAAGAAACAGUCAAAAGGAUUCCUAGAAUCUGUGGCAAUGGCAAAAGGUCCAGAAACAAUCCUAGACCCUGUAGGGAUGGCAAAAGGUCUAGAAACAAUCCUAGAACCUGCAGGGGUGACAGAGGUGAAAGAUUUGGAAGGAAUUCCAGAAUCUCUGCACAUACAAGAUAUGGAAGAUUUGGAAGCAUCCUUAGAACCUGUGGUCAUGACAUCAGGUCUGGAAGUGGCUCUAGAACAUGUGGCUGUGGCAAAAGGUGCAACUCCACUUUCUAUGCAAAUGGAAAAAGUGAAAGAUGUGGAAGGAGCCCUAGUAGAAUCUGUGGCAGUGGGAGAAGUUUCAGAAGCAGCCCUAGAACAUGUUGUCUUGGCAGAGAAUAAAGGUGUGGAACCAACUUCACCAUCUCUGCAAAUGGAAGAUGUGAAAGAUUCGAAAGGAGCCCUAGAAUCUAUUUCCUUGGAAGAAGGCUCAGAAGCAACCCAGAAACCAGUGACAGAGGCAAAAGACUUGGAAGUAAUCCUAGAAUCUGUCUCAGGGGUGAAAGGUUCAGAACCAGCACCGCUGUCUCUGCAGAUGGAAGAUGUGAAAGGUUCAGAAGGAGGUGUAAAAUCUUUGGCCAUGGCAAAAGGUUCAAAACCAACCCUAAAAGCUGUGGCUGUAUGGGAGGGAAGAGGUUCAGAAGCAGCCCUAGAACAUGUUGUCUUGGCAGAGAAUAAAGGUGUGGAACCAACUUCACUAUCUCUGCAAAUGGAAGAUGUGAAAGAUUCGGAAGGAGCCCUAGAAUCUAUUGCCAUGGAAGAAGGCUCAGAAGCAACCCAAGAACCAGUGACAGAGGCAAAAGACUUGGAAGUAAUCCUAGAAUCUGUCUCGGGGGUGAAAGGUUCAGAACCAGCACCGCUGUCUCUGCAGAUGGAAGAUGUGAAAGGUUCAGAAGGAGGUGUAAAAUCUUUGGCCAUGACAAAAGGUUCAAAACCAACCCUAAAAGCUGUGGCUGUGUGGGAGGGAAGAGGUUCAGAAGCAACUCUGCUGUCUCUGGAAAUGGAGAAUGUGAAAGAUUCAGAAGAAGCCUUAGAAUCUGUGGGCAGGGCAAGAGGUUCAGAACCAACCUUAGAACCUGUGGCCAUGGUAGAGGCUAAAGGUCUGGAAGUUCUCUCUCUGCAAAUGAAGAAUGUGAAAGAUUCAGAAGGAGCCCUAGAAUCUCAGGCCAUGGCAAAAUAUUUAGAGGCAACUCUAGAACCCGUGGCAGAGGUGAAAGAUUCGGAAGCAAUGCUUCGGACUCUGCAAAUGGAAGAUGUGGAAGAAUUAGAAGGAACCCUAGAAUCUGUCGUGGCGGCAAAAAGUUCAGUUGCAACCCUAGGGCCUGUGGCCAGGGCGGAGGAGAAAGGUGCAGAAACACCUCCACUAUCUCUGCAAAUAGAAGAUGUGGCAGAAUCAGAAGGAGUCCUAGAAUCUAUGUCUGUGGUGAAGUUGAAGGCUUUGGAAGCAGCCUUUGAGUCUGUAGUCAAGGUAGAGGUGAAGGAUUUAAAUAAACUUGUACAAGCUGAGUCUGAGGUCACAGCUCAGUUUAAAGAUUUGGAAGCAUUUCCCAAAUUUCUGUGCAUGGAGGCAGAUUCGGUAAUAACUCCAGAAUCAGAGACAACAUCGAAAGUGAAAAACGUGGAAAUAAUUGGACAAUCUGAAUCACUGGCAGAAGUGAAAGAUUUGGAAACCACCCCAGAAUCUGAGGCAGUGGCAGAGUCAAAGGAUUCAGAAACAACUACAGAAAGUCAGGUGGUGAUGGAAGUAAAAGAUUUGAAAACAAUUCCAGAGUCCCAAGUCAUGACAGAAGUGAGUGACUUGAAAAUAUCUCCACAUACUGAGGUGGAGGUGAUGAAAAGUUUUGAAACAGCUGCAAAGUCUGAUGCCACUGUAAUAGAGGUGGAAGAUUCUGAAUCAACUCUGGAAUCUAGGGCAGUAGUAGAGGUGAAAUAUCUGGAAGUCACACCGGAAUCUGAGGCAAUAACUGGCAUAAAAUAUGCUAAAAAAUUUCUAGAAUCUGAGGCCAAGACAGAGUUGAAACAUUCAGAAGCUACCCCAGAAUUUUUACACUUUCCAGGCUUGAAAGAUUCUGGAAAAACUUCAGGACCUGAGGUGAUGAUACAAAUGAAAGGUUCAAAAACAGCUAAAAAAUCGGAGCCAAUCCCUCUGGUGAAAGAUUCUGAAGCUAGUCGAGAAUUGCUGCAUAUAGUGGUAAAAGAUUUGCAAUCAACUCUAGAACCUGAGACUGUGACAGUGGUGAAAGAUUUGAAGGAAACUCUUGAGUGUGAGAUGGUGGUGGCGAAAGAUUUAGAAACAACCCUAAAAUCUGAAGCAAUCAUGGAUGUAAAGCAUUCUAAGACUGCUCCAGAAUCUUUGUAUAAAGCAAAGGUAAAGGAUUCAGAAGCAGUUCCAGAAUCUCUCUACUCAUCGAAGGUGAAAGGUGCGGAAUUAGCUCUAGAACGGGAGGCGGCAGCAAAGGUGAAAGAUUUGAAAGAAGCCCUAGAAUCUAAGGUCAUGGUAGAAGUGAAAGAUUUGGAAGCCGCUUCAGAAUCUGUGGUCAGGAUGAAGGUAAAAGAUUUGGAAGAAAUUCCAGAACAUUGGCAGCCAAUGGGUGUGAAAAUUUUGGAAGCAUCUCCGGAAUCUGAGGAAACAUUAGAAGUAAAAUAUUUAGAAACAACUCCAGAAGCUCAGGUGUUGACAGAGAUGAAAGUUUUGGAAGAAACUCUGGAAUCUCUGCACACCACAGAGGUGGAGGAGCUAGAAAAAAUUACAAAAUCUAUGCCAAUGGUAGAGGUGAAGGAAUCUGAGGCUCUGAUGGAUCUGAAAUUCUCAGCAACAACUCUAAAAUCUGAUAAAACAGUGGAGGUCAAAAUUUUGGAAGAUACACCAGAAUCUUUGACGGUGGAAAAUAUACAAAAUUCAAAAGCAUAUCUAGAAUCUCUGCACACAGAGGAAAUGAAAGAUUUGGAAGCCGAUCUAGAAGCUGAGACUGCAACAGAUCUGAAGGAUUUGGAAGAAACUUUGGGCACUGUGCAGGUGAAAUAUUCAGAAGCAGUUUUGAAAUCUGUGGGUAUAGCAGAGAGAAAACAUUUGGAAACAACUGUAGAAAGUCCUAAUGCAGUGCUAGAUUUGAAAACCGUUUUAGAGCCUCAACACACUGUGGAUCUGAAACUUCUGGAAACUCCUGAGAUUCCUGAGUUAAGAGUGGAGGUGAAAGUUUCUGAAGCAGCUCUAGAAUCUGAGGCUAUUACAGAGGUAAAUAACUUGCGAGCUACUCCAGAGUCUGUGGCCACAGUGGAGGAUUUGAAUGCAGUUCCAGAUUCUCUUCACACAGUAAACAUGAAUAAUUUGGAAGCAACUCCAGAGUUGGUGACAGCUGCAAAGGUGAAAGACUUGGAAACAGCUCCAGAAUCUGUGGUGGCAGUAGCAGAGGUGAAGGAUUUACAAGCAGCUCCAGAAUCGGCAGCAGUGGUGAAAGAUUUGGAAGCAGCUCCAGAACAUGUGACAGUGCUGGCAGAGGUGAAAGAUUCAGAACUAGUUCCAGAUUCUCUGCAUACCAUAGAUGUGAAAGAUUCUGAAACAAUUCCAGAAUUGGUGGUGGUGGUUUCAGAAGCAAAAGAUUCAGCAGCAGCUCUGGAAUCUGUGGUGGCAGUGGCGGAGUUGAAAUACUCAGAAACAAGUCCAGAAUCUGUGGUGGUGACUGCAGAAAUGAAAGAUUUAGAAGCAGCUCUGAAAUCUGUGGUGGCGGCGGCAGAGGUGAAGGAUUUGAGAGCAGCUCCAGAAUCUUUGGCUGCAGAGGUGACAGACUUGGAAGCAGCCUCAGAUUUUCUGUGUACUGUAGAUGUGAAAGAUUCUGGAACAAGUACAGAAUCUGUGAUGGCGGCUGAAGAAGUGACAGAUUUGGAAGCAGCUCCAGAUUUUCUGCACACUGAAGAUGUGAAAGAUUCUGAAAGAGCUCCACAAUCUGUGGUAGUUGCUGCAGAGGUGAAAGAUUCAGAAGCUGCUCCAGAAUCUGUUGUGACAGUGGCAGAGUUGAAAUAUUCAGAAACAAAUCCAGAAUCUGUGGUGGCUACUGCAGAAAUGAAAGAUUUAGAAGCUGUUUUGGAAUCUGUGGCAGUGGCAGAGGUGAAGGAUUUGCAAGUAUCUUCAGAAUCUUUGGCAGUGGUGGCAGCAGAAGUGACAGAUUUGGAAGCAGCCUCAGAUUUUCUGUGUACUGUAGAUGUGAAAGAUUCUGGAACAAGUACAGAAUCUGUGAUAGCGGCUGAAGAAGUGACAGAUUUGGAAGCAGCUCCAGAUUUUCUGCACACUGAAGAUGUGAAAGAUUCUGAAAGAGCUCCACAAUCUGUGAUAGUUGCUGCAGAGGUGAAAGAUUCAGAAGCUGCUCCAGAAUCUGUUGUGACAGUGGCAGAGUUGAAAUAUUCAGAAACAAAUCCAGAAUCUGUGGUGGCUACUGCAGAAAUGAAAGAUUUAGAAGCUGUUUUGGAAUCUGUGGCAGUGGCAGAGGUGAAGGAUUUGCAAGUAUCUUCAGAAUCUUUGGCAGCGGUGGCAGCAGAAGUGACAGAUUUGGAAGCAGCCUCAGAUUUUCUGUGUACUAUAGAUGUGAAAGAUUCUGGAACAAGUACAGAAUCUGUGAUAGCGGCUGAAGAAGUGACAGAUUUGGAAGCAGCUCCAGAUUUUCUGCACACUGAAGAUGUGAAAGAUUCUGAAAGAACUCCACAAUCUAUGGUAGUGGCUGCAGAGAUGAAGGAUUCUGAAACAACUCCAGAAUCUGUGGCAGCAGUGGCAGAUGUAAAAUACUCAGAAACAAGUCUGGAAUCUGUGAUGGCUACUGCAGAAAUGAAAGAUUUAGAAGCCGUUCUGGAAUCUGUGGCAGUGGCAGAGGUGAAGGAUUUGCAGGCUGCUCUAGAUGCUGUGGUGGCAGAGGUGAAGGAUUUGCAGGCUAUUCCAGUUUCUCUGGUGGUGGUGGCAGAUGUAGAAGAUUCAGAAGGCACUCCAAAAUCUGUGGAGGUGGCUGCAGAGAUGAAAGAUUCAGAAGCAGCUUCAGAAUCUGUGGCGAUAGUGGCAGAGAUGAAAGAUUCGCAAGCUGCUCCAGAUUCUCUGGUGGCAGAGGCAGAGGAUUCAGAAGCAGCUAGUGUUUCUCUGCAUACUUUAGGUGUGAAUGAUUCAGAAGCAGCUCCAGAAUCUGUGGUGGCUCCGACAGAGGUGAAAAAUUUGGAAGCACCUCCAGAUUCUCUGUAUACAGUGUACAUUAAAGAUUCAGAAACAACUCCAGAAUCUGUGACAGUGACAGCAGAGGUGAAUGAUUCAGAAGCAACUCCAGCAUUUGGGCCAGUGGCGGAAGAGGUGAAAGAUUUGGGAGUGGCUCCAGAAUUGGUGGUGGCUGCAGCAGCAGCAAAAGAUUUGGGAGUGGCUCCAGAAUCGGUGGUGGCUGUGGCAGCGGUGGAAGUUUCGGGAGUGCCUCCAGAAUUGGUGAUGGCUGCGGCAGCAACAAAGGAUUUGGGAGCGCCUCCAGAAUCGGUGGUGGCUGUGGCAGUGGUGGAAAUUUCGGGAGUGGAUCCAGAAUUGGUGGUGGCGGGGGCAGCAGCAAAAGAUUUGGGAGUGCCUCCAGAAUUGGUGGUGGCUGUGGCGGAGGCAAAUGAUUCCAAAGCAACUCCAGGAUCUGUGGCAGAAGUGAAGAAUGAUGAUCUUUUAAAAAAAAAGAAAGCAUAUGAAAAAAGUAAGAGUAGUGAUAAACAUAAACAAGAUGCAAAGAAAUUAAAAAGGAGUAAAUCUAAAUCUCUUUCACGAUCCAGGAAGCGGAAAAAAAAGUCCAGGUCACGUUCUGUCUCUAAACAUUUGAAAUAUAAAAGAGCAAGGUCUAGGAGCAGAAACUACUCGGAUUCCAGAAAGAACUAUUCCACAUCUUAUGACAAGUCUAGAUCCAGAUCUGUUGAAAAAAGAAGGGGCAAAGAAUCUUCACGGAGGUCUAGACGCAGACGCUCCAGGUCCUCUGAUGGUCUCAAGUCAAGGUCCAGAUCCACCGAUCAAAGGGAAGGCAAAGACUCUUCCUGGACGUCAAGACGCAGGCGCUCCAGGUCCUCUGAUCGUCUCAAGUCUAGAUCCAGAUCUGUUGAAAAAAGAGAGGGCAAAGGGUCUUCACGGAGGUCUAGACGCAGACGCUCCAGGUCCUCUGAUCGCUUCAAGUCUAGAUCCCAAUCUGUUGAAAAAAGAGAGCGCAAAGAUUCUUCAUGGAGGUCUAGACGCAGACGCUCCAAGUCCUGGGAUCGUCUCAAGUCUAGAUCCAGAUCUGUUGGAAAAAAAGGGCGUAAAGACUCUUCCUGGAGGUCCAGAUGCAGACGCUCCAAGUCCUCUGAUCGUCUCAAGUCUAGAUCCAGAUCUGUUGAAAAAAGAGAGCGCAAAGACUCUUCACGAAGGUCUAGACGCAGACGCUCCAAGUCCUCUGAUCGUCUCAAGUCUAGAUCCAGAUCCAGAUCUUUUGAAAAAAGAGGUGGCAAAGAAACUUCCUGGAGGUCCAGACGCAGGCGCUCCAAGUCCUCUGAUCGUUUCAAGUCCAGAUCCAGAUCCAGAUCUUUUGAAAAAAGAGGUGGCAAAGAAUCUUUCUGGAGGUCCGGACGCAGACGCUCCAAGUCCUCUGAUCGUCUCAAAUCAAAGUCCAGAUCCAGAUCUGUUGAAAAAAGAGGUGGCAAAGAAUCUUCCUGGAGGUCUAGACGCAGACGCUCCAAGUCCUCUGAUCGUCUCAAAUCAAAAUCCAGAUCCAGAUCUGUUGAAAAAAGAGGUGGCAAAGAAUCUUCCUGGAGAUCAAAACGCAGACGCUCAAAAUCCUCUGAUCAUUUCAAGUCAAGAUCGAGAUCUGUUGAAAAAAGAGGGGGCAGGGACUCUUCAUGGAGGUCUAAACGUAGACAUUCCAAGUCCUCGGAUUGUCUCAAAUCUAGAUCAAAAUCUGUUGAAAAAAGUGGGGGCAGAGACUCUUCACGGAAGUCUAAACGUAGACGCUCCAAAUCCACUGAUCAUCACAAGUCUAGAUCCAAAUCCGUUGAAAAAAUAAGUAGUAAAGAGUCUUCACGGAGGUCGAAACGUAGACGUUCCAAGUCCUCUGAUCGUCUCAAAUCUAGAUCCAAAUCUAUUGAAAAACUAGGAAGCAAAGAGUCUUCAUGGAGGUCCAGAUGCAGACGCUCGAAAUCCUUUGAUCAGCUAAAGUCUAGAUCUAGAUCCAAAUCUGUUGAAAAAAGAGAGAGUAAGGAGUCUUCACGGAGAUCUAGAAGUAAACGGUCCAAGUCUUCUGAACAUCACAAAUCUAGAUCCAAAUCUGUUGAAAGAAUAGAGGUACAGGAACCCUCACAGAGGUCUCGAAGUAGCCGCUCCAAGUCUUUUGAGCGUCACAAGUCCAGAUCCAAAUCCAAAUCUGUUGAAGAAAUAGAGGUUCAGGAGCCUUCACAGAGGUCUCGAAGUAGCCGCUCCAAGUCCUUCGAACAUCAAAAGUCUAGAUCCAAAUCUAUUGAAGAAAUAGAGACUCAGGAGCCUUCACGGAGGUUUCAAAGUAGCCAUUCCAAGUCUUCUGAACGUCACAUGUAUAGAUCCAAAUCUGUUGAUGAAAUAUUGGUUCAGGAGCCUUCACAGAGGUUUCGAAGUAGCCGCUCCAAGUCCUUGGAACAUCAAAAGUCUAGAUCCAAAUCUGUUGAAGAAAUAGAGGGCAAAGAAUUUUCACAGAAAUCUCAAAGUAGCCACUCCAAGGUUUCUGAGUGUCACGAGUCCAUAUCAAAAUCUGUUGAAGAAAUAGUGGUUCAGGAGCCUUCACAGAGGUCUCGAAGGAGCUGUUCCAAGUCUUUUGAACAUCUCCAGUCCAGAUCCAAAUCUGUUGAAGAAAAAGAGGCUCAGGAGCCUGCAGAGAGAUCUCGAAGCGGCCGCUCCGAGUCUUUGAAACGUCAAAUGUCUAUAUCCAAAUCUAUUGAAAAAGAAUGCAAAGAUUCUUCACAGAGGUCUCGAAGUAGCCGCUCCAAGUCUUCUGAACGUGUUAUGUCUAAAUCCAAAUCUGAUGAAGAAAUGGAGGUUCAGGAGCCUUCACUGAGGUCUCGAAGCAGCUGCUCCGAGUCUUUGGAGCGUCACACAUCUAGAUCCAAAUCUGUUGAAGAAAUAGAGGUUGAGGAGCUUUCCCGGAGGUCUCGAAGUAGCCGCUCCACGUCUUCUGAACGUCACAAGUCCAGAUCCAAAUCUGUUGAAGAAAUAGAGGUUGAGGAGCUUUCCCGGAGGUCGCGAAGUAGCCGCUCCAAGUCUUCUGAACGUCACAAGUCCAGAUCCAAAUCUGUUGAAGAAAUAGAGGUUGAGGAGCUUUCCCGGAGGUCUCGAAGUAGCCGCUCCAAGUCUUCUGAACGUCACAAGUCCAGAUCCAAUUCUGUUGAAGAAAUAGUGGUUGAGGAGCCUUCUCAGAGAUCUCGAAGUAGCCGCUCCACGUCUUCUGAAUGUCACAAGUCCAGAUCCAAAUCUGUUGAAGAAAUAGAGGUUCAGGAGCCUUUGCAUAGGUCCCAAAGCAGCUGCUCUGAGUCCUUGGAAUGUCAAAAGUCUAGAUCCAAAUCUAUUGAAAAAAUAGAGGGCAAAGAUUCUUCACCAAGGUCUCGAAGUAGCUGCUCCAAAUCUUCUGAAGGUCACAAGUCCAGAUCCAAUUCUGUCGAAGAAAUAGAGGUUGAGGAGUCUAUCCAGAGAUCUCGAAGUAGCCGCUCCAUGUCUUCUGAACGUCACAAAUCCAGAUCCAAUUCUGUUGAAGAAAUAGAUGUUGAGGAACCUUCCCAGAGGUCUCAGAGUAGCCGCUCCACGUCUUCUGAAUGUCACAAGUCCAGAUCCAAAUCUGAUGAAGAAAUGGAGGUUCAGGAACUUUCACAGAGAUCUCGAAGCAGCCGCCCUGAAUCCUUGGAACAUCAAAAGUCUAGAUCCAAAUCUGUUGAAAAAAUAGAGGGCAAGGAUUCUUCACCACGGUCUCGAAGCAGCCGCCCUGAAUCCUUGGAACGUCACAAGUCCAGAUCCAAAUCUGUUGAAAAAAUAGAGGUUGAGGAGCCAUCACAGAGGUCUCGGAGUAGCCGCUCCAAGUCUUCUGAACGUCACAAGUCUAGAUCCAAAUCUGUUGAAGAAAUAGAGGUUCAGGAGCCUUCACAUAGGUCUCGAAGCAGCCGCCCUGAAUCCUUGGAAUGUCAAAAGUCUAGAUCCUUAUCUGUUGAAAAAAUAGAGGGCAAAGAUUCUUCACCAAGAUCUCGAAGCAGCCGCUCCAAAUCUUCUGAGCGUCACAAGUCCAGAUCCAAAUCUGUUGAAAAAAUAGAAGUUGAGGAGCCAUCACAGAGGUCUCGGAGUAGCCGCUCCAAGUCUUCUGAACGUCACAAGUCUAGAUCCAAAUCUGUUGAAGAAAUAGAGGUUCAGGAGCCUUCACAUAGGUCUCAAAGCAGCCGCCCUGAAUCCUUGGAAUGUCAAAAGUCUAGAUCCUUAUCUGUUGAAAAAAUAGAGGGCAAAGAUUCUUCACCAAGGUCUCGAAGCAGCCGCUCCAAAUCUUCUGAGCGUCACAAGUUUAGAUCCAAGUCUGUUGAAAAAAUAGAGGUUCAGGAGCCAUCACAGAGGUCUCGGAGUAGCCGCUCCAAGUCUUCUGAACGUCACAAGUCUAGAUCCAAAUCUGUUGAAGAAAUAGAGGUUCAGGAGCCUUCACAUAGGUCUCAAAGCAGCCACCCUGAAUCCUUGGAAUGUCAAAAGUCUAGAUCCUUAUCUGUUGAAAAAAUAGAGGGUAAAGAUUCUUCACCAAGGUCUCGAAGUAGCCGCUCCAGGUCUUCUGAACGUCAUAAGUCCAGAUCCAAUUCUGUUGAAGAAAUAGAGGUUGAGGAGCCUAUCCAGAGAUCUCGAAGUAGCCGCUCCACGUCUUCCGAACGUCACAAGUCCAGAUCCAAAUCUGCUGAAGAAAUAGAGGUUGAGGAGCCUUCCCAGAGGUCUCAGAGUAGCCGCUCCACGUCUUCUGAAUGUCACAAGUCCAGAUCCAAAUCUGAUGAAGAAAUGGAGGUUCAGGAACUUUCACAGAGGUCUCGAAGCAGCCACCCUGAAUCCUUGGAAUGUCAAAAGUCUAGAUCCAAAUCUAUUGAAAAAAUAGAGGGCAAAGAUUCUUCACCAAGAUCUCGAAGCAGCUGCUCCAAAUCUUCUGAGUGUCACAAGUCCAGAUCCAAAUCUGUUGAAAAAAUAGAAGUUGAGGAGCCAUCACAGAGGUCUCAGAGUAGCCGCUCCAAAUCUUCUGAGCGUCACAAGUCCAGAUCCAAAUCUGUUGAAAAAAUAGAAGUUGAGGAGCCAUCACAGAGGUCUCGGAGUAGCCGCUCCAAGUCUUCUGAACGUCACAAGUCUAGAUCCAAAUCUGUUGAAGAAAUAGAGGUUCAGGAGCCUUCACAUAGGUCUCAAAGCAGCCACCCAGAAUCCUUGGAAUGUCAAAAGUCUAGAUCCUUAUCUGUUGAAAAAAUAGAGGGCAAAGAUUCUUCACCAAGGUCUCGAAGCAGCCGCUCCAGAUCUUCUGAGCGUCACAAGUCCAGAUCCAAAUCUGUUGAAAAAAUAGAGGUUCAGGAGCCAUCACAGAGGUCUCGGAGUAGCCGCUCCAAGUCUCCCAAACUUCAAAAGUCUAGAUCCAAAUCUAUUGAAAAAAUAAAGGGCAAAGAUUCUUCACAGAGGUCUCGGAGUAGCCACUCCAAGUCUCCUGAACUUCAGAAGUCUAGAUCGAAAUCUGCUGAAAAAACAAAGGACAAGGUGUCUUCACAGAGGUCUAGAAGAAAACGCUCCAAAUCUUCUCAACGUCACAAGUCUAGAUCCAAAUCAGUUGAAAAAGUAGAGGGCAAAGCGUCUUCACAGAGGUCUAGAAGCAAGCGCUCUAAAUCCUCUGAGCGCAAAUCACAAAAACAUGAUAGCGAAUCACGGCCCAGACGAAAUCGGUCUCGUUCAGUAGCACGUAAAAGACUGUCAAAAUCUAAAUCUAAUCAUCGGUCUCGGACACGCUCUCUGUCACGUUCAAGACACAGGAGGAGGACUCGGUCAAGAUCAGUGUCAAAAAGGAGACGGUCUUUAUCAAGAGAGAGACACAAAAGAUCUCAAAGGAACAGAUCAAGGUCUGCUGAUCGAAGACGACGACGAUCAAACUCAAGGGAUCACCGAAUAGUGCUCAGGUUACGGACCAGAAGUCGAACACCUAUUCGACGAAAACGGUCUAGGUCAGUGGGAAGAAGACGAAGCUCUAGCAAAUCACCAGUUCGACUAAGAAGAUCAAGAUCACCUGGGAGAAGGAGAUGCUAUAGCAGAUCACCUGAUCGUCAGAGAAGGUCCAGAUCAUCCGACAAGUUUUCAAGCAGAUCACCUAAACGUCUUACAGACUUAGACAAGGCCCAGCUACUUGAAAUAGCCAAAGCUAAUGCUGCUGCCAUGUGUGCUAAGGCUGGUGUCCCCUUACCACCAAGCUUACUGCCUAUUAUAGCUCCAGCAAAGAAGGAGGAGAAAGUUACUCAGAAGUCAGCAAGAGAUACAAUAAAGGAGCUCACUGAGAAAUGCAAGAAGAUUGCACAAAGCACAGAUGAUGUGAUUGUGAACAAGCCUCAUGAUUCUGAUGAAGAGGAGGAGGAACGCCCUUUCUAUAAUCAUCCUUUUAAACUCAAUGAACCUAAACCCAUUUUUUUCAACUUAAAUACCACUCCUAUCGUAAAACCAGCACCAAAAAAUCAGGUAACAUUGACAAAGGAGUUCCCUGUCUCAUCUGGGUCUCAACACAGGAAAAAGGAAGCUGACAGUGUCUAUGGAGAAUGGGUUCCAGUUGAGAAAAGUAAAGAAGAAAGCAAAGAUGAUGUUUUCCCCAAACCAGCUCUUGCACAGACUGUGGACAUCUCUACAGCAAUGAAUGAACGAACAAUGGCUCAGAAGAGGCUUACAGAAAAUACAUUUGACUUAGAGGCCAUGUGCUUGUUAAAUCGUGCACAGGAACAGAUUGAUGCUUGGGCGCAGUCAAACUCUCUACCGGGCCAAUUCACAGGAAGCACUGGAGCACAGAUUUUGUCCUCAGAUGAGUUGUCCAACAGCGGUCCCCAAGCCUGGAUUAGAAAGGAUCAGUUCUUAAGAGCAGCCCCUGUAACUGGAGGAAUGGGAGCCCAGCUGAUGAGAAAAAUGGGCUGGAGAGAAGGAGAGGGACUAGGAAAAAACAGAGAAGGAACUGUGGAGCCUAUCCUAGUGGAUUUUAAGACAGAUCGAAAAGGCCUUGUUGCAGUGGGAGAAAAGACACAAAAGAGAUCGGGACAUUUUAGUGUAAUGAAGGAUCUUUCAGGUAAACAUCCAGUUUCUGCAUUGAUGGAGAUAUGUAAUAAAAGAAGAUGGUCACCACCUGUAUUCGUAUUGGUGGAUGAUAGUGGGCCUGAUCAUCGCAAACAUUUUAUCUUCAAGGUGAUGGUCAAUGGGCAUGAAUACAGGCCUAGCUUUCCCAGCCUUAAUAAGAAGCAUGCUAAAGCCACAGCAGCAACUGCGGCUCUCCAAGCGAUGGGACUUGUACCAAAGGAGAGCAUGCCCAAUGCCACCAUCUUCAGGAGUGCCUCACACCGCUAGAUAUUGUUUUUUAUAUUGACAUUAUUUCAGAUAAUUUUAUUCUGCACAAGAAAGGUAUUUCCCCGUUUCAUGUUGUAAAUACAUUGGUGAUUCCCACAUUGUAAAAACUGUACAGACACCUUCAGGAUUUUCUUUUGUACCAUCAAAAAUGUAUUUAAAUCAUACUUAGUUUUUGGUAUGUUUAUAUUGUUUACAUUAGUGAUGUAAUUAUUCCUUAAAUGACUAAAUUCAACAGGCAGACUCUGGAGGGCAUCAGUAAUCUAAACCCUUGUUUUAAAAUUCAUGCAAUUUCUCUUCAAUAUGGAAUGUUAACACUUUUUCAUACUCUUUUGUACUAUAAUGCAGUUUUCCCUGGUCUAGGUAAAGCUACUGUUGUAGUACUUUUGCCUAUAGCCAGAACAAGGCUGCACAGAUUAUCAUAGUCUAGAAAGGCUGGUAUGUACUGCUGGACAGAUACUGGGCCAGUAAUGUUACCCCCUCCAAGGAGGUAGGUAAAUUGUGGUACUGUUGUACAAUGCUUACAUUACCACUUCUGUCUUGUUUGGGGUUUAAGUCAAUGGUGUACUGCAACUGGCCAUAUUGCUUAUCUUUUAAAACUAAAAAUAGGCAAAUGACCUCACUUAAAUGGGAGGGAAGAAAGUCCAGCGAUGAAAUUGAUGAGAACUGCUGUGUAAAAACAUCUCUCCCCUGCAUGUUCUGGUAAGGAGAUAUGAAAUUGUCUAUUCCAGUCUCAAAUUAACACACUGCCUGAUGUUGAUUGUAUGAAUUUGUGGUUAAUGUGAAUUUUAAACUAUAACAAAUCUACAACUGGAUGGGGGCUAGAACGAUGCUCCAAUUGUUGUACCCAGCUCAGUCAAUAAAGCCGCACAAGUUCAUAAUCUUAAUCAUUGGUCAGUGAACAGUAAUUAAGAUCUGUGCCAAAGCAGUAAUUUAGAAAGUAUGUAUCAGGGGGGCAGCAAUAGUGAAAUGUUUUCAGUUGUUUAUAAAGUUACCAAGCUAAUUUUUGGCCUCAUGUUUUCUGUGCUGGUACACAUCACAGAAUGAGGGUUUUGUUUUAAGUUUGAUUCAAAGUUUUGGCAGUUUUUGAUAAUGAAAGUAAGUGGGGAAAAUAGGCAGUCUGUUUUUCUCUUUUUAAAAAUACCUCUAACUUGGUGAUAGUAGGGGGUUUGCAAACUUGCAGUGGGGGAAAAUAAUUCUCAUGUCAUACUUUGAGUUAUAAAUCUUAGAAAAUGG
This is a messenger RNA of Gopherus evgoodei (Goodes thornscrub tortoise), 16004 nucleotides long. RefSeq names its product SON DNA binding protein (gene SON). Gene Ontology annotation, biological process: regulation of mRNA splicing, via spliceosome; regulation of cell cycle. Bases 360 to 14771 code for a protein of 4803 amino acids. The transcript is spliced from 12 exons. NCBI's taxonomy places the organism in Eukaryota, Metazoa, Chordata, Testudines, Testudinidae. Gene Ontology annotation, molecular function: RNA binding. The record is from RefSeq and is a predicted model, not a curated record.